AUGACCGGAUGUGAGUUUUACUACGAAUUUGUUUCGACUUUGAACCCAUCAAACGACUCGCAUAGGGCAACUGUCAUACCUGCAUCAUUCGGCGAUGACCGCUUCACCUUCACGAUCGGUGGGGACCGUGUAGAUUUAGAAAGGGUAUCGUCAAGCAAAGGAGAAUUUAUCAAGGCGUUCCAGGAUAUCACGGGAAGAACUGAUAUUGAAUUCGGCGACUUGAUAUAUAUGGGGACGUGGAGGUUGAAUAUUCGGAUGACUGAUAAAUUUAGAGAACGAAGGGUCUUCAUUGCUGGGGAUGCUGCUCAUGUUCAUAGUCCCAUGGGAGGCCAGGGACUGAAUUCGAGUGUCCAAGACGCUGUCAACCUCGGUUGGAAACUAGCACUCGUUCAAAGAGGCCUUUCUCCAGUCAGCCUUUUAGAUAGCUACACCGAAGAACGACUCCCCGUUAUUGCCUCCAUGCUCGGUAAAACAACAGAGUUAUUCCGCAAAGGUCAAGCAUCAUUUGGAUCCGCCACCGCUGAAGAAGGGUGGCGCAGAGGCUUUGAAAUUCGCAUGUUUGGUGUCAACUAUCGCGGUAGCUCCAUUGUUUACGACGAAAAGUAUACCGAACCGAAAGAGCAGGCGGAUCCAUAUCGCGCUGGACAGGACGAUACAGUACAAGCUGGAGAUCGAGCGCCGGAAGCGCCUGGACUUGUCGAGGAUGGUAAUAGGACGACGAGUUUGUACGAGGUGUUCGAACCCACCGCGCAUACGGUCUUGAUUUACGAUGGCCAUAGAAACGAUCCUGUGCCAGUACUCGAGCAUUUGCUGAAGUACCCUCGCGGCCUCGUACAAUGUGUUAUCAUUCAUCCCCGCUCCGCUUCUCCGCUUCCGGGUGCUAACGGCGCAAGUCGUAUUAUGGAGGAUUGUGAAGGGUUCGCGUAUAAGAAUUACAAGAUUGAGGAGGGGGAUGUGAAACGGGUUGUGGUUGUGAGGCCAGAUGCUCAUGUUGGUGCUCUGGUGGAAGGCGUGGAAGGUUUAAGAGAAUAUUUUUCGCGAAUUCUGGUGACUGUUUAA
Marasmius oreades (fairy-ring Marasmius) is the source of this 1059-nucleotide messenger RNA. RefSeq lists its product as uncharacterized. The transcript is spliced from 5 exons. The coding region runs from base 1 to 1059 and encodes 352 amino acids. Gene Ontology annotation, molecular function: FAD binding. Lineage: Eukaryota; Fungi; Basidiomycota; Agaricomycetes; Agaricales; Marasmiaceae. The record is from RefSeq and is a predicted model, not a curated record.